AUGGGAGACCCGAGGGAAUCGUCGUCGUACAGCAUUACGCCAAGGAUUCGAUACAACACCAUUGGGGGUGUUAACGGCCCCUUGGUUAUCCUUGAAAACGUCAAAUUCCCAAGAUACAAUGAGAUUGUUACCUUGACGCUGCCCGAUGGCACACAAAGAUCUGGGCAGGUGCUGGAAGCCCGAGGCGACAGAGCCGUGGUGCAGGUAUUCGAAGGCACAUCUGGCAUCGAUGUCAAGCGGUCUAAGGUCGAGUUCACCGGAUCGAGUCUGAAAAUUGGGGUCUCUGAGGAUAUGCUGGGUCGCAUCUUCGAUGGAUCCGGAAGACCAAUCGACAAGGGACCUAAGGUUCUUGCAGAGGAGUACCUAGACAUCAACGGAAGUCCCAUCAACCCAUACUCUCGAGUUUAUCCUGAAGAAAUGAUUUCCACUGGUAUCUCUGCCAUCGAUACGAUGAACUCCAUUGCCCGUGGACAGAAGAUUCCCAUUUUCUCGGCAUCUGGUCUCCCUCACAACGAAAUUGCCGCUCAGAUCUGUCGGCAAGCUGGUUUGGUUCAGAAGCAGGGUCUGACGAACAAGGGCACACACGAUGGACACGCCGACAACUUCUCAAUUGUUUUCGGUGCUAUGGGUGUCAAUUUGGAAACCGCUCGUUUUUUCACCAGAGAUUUCGAGGAGAACGGCAGUUUGGAGCGUGUGACGCUGUUUUUGAACUUGGCCAACGACCCCACGAUCGAACGUAUCAUUACCCCUCGUCUUGCACUUACUACUGCCGAAUACUACGCUUAUCAGCUCGAGAAGCACGUUCUGGUUAUUCUCACAGAUUUGACCUCAUACUGUGAUGCCCUUCGUGAAGUCUCAGCCGCCCGUGAAGAAGUUCCAGGUCGCCGUGGAUACCCAGGUUACAUGUACACGGAUUUGUCGACCAUCUACGAACGUGCUGGUCGUGUUGAAGGACGCAAUGGAUCUAUCACCCAAAUUCCUAUCCUGACCAUGCCCAACGAAGAUAUCACCCACCCCAUUCCCGAUUUGACUGGUUACAUCACGGAGGGACAGAUCUUCAUCGAUCGUCAACUUGCCAACCGUGGUAUCUACCCACCCAUCAAUGUCCUCCCAUCACUCUCGCGUCUCAUGAAGUCUGCCAUCGGAGAGGGUCUUACCCGAAAGGAUCACGGUGAUGUGUCCAACCAGCUGUACGCCAAGUACGCUAUUGGACGUGAUGCAGCUUCGAUGAAGGCUGUUGUUGGUGAGGAGGCUCUGUCAUCCGAAGAUAAGCUUUCUCUGGAAUUCCUGGAGAAGUUUGAGCGAACUUUCAUUUCGCAAUCCCCCUACGAGUCGAGAACCAUCUAUGAGUCUCUGGAUCAAGCAUGGAGCUUGUUGAGAAUUUAUCCCAAGGAGUUACUCAACCGCAUCCCGGGAAAGGUCUUGGCAGAGUUCUACCAACGAUCUGCUGCGGAUCGCAAGGGCAAGGGUAAAGGGACCAAGGAUACCAAGGACAACAGCGAUGAGGCCAAGGCAAAUGGAAACAGCCAGGAGGGGAACCUCAUUGACGCGUGA
This is a messenger RNA of Drepanopeziza brunnea f. sp. 'multigermtubi' MB_m1, 1554 nucleotides long. RefSeq lists its product as uncharacterized. Lineage: Eukaryota; Fungi; Ascomycota; Leotiomycetes; Helotiales; Drepanopezizaceae. Gene Ontology annotation, biological process: proton transmembrane transport; vacuolar acidification; ATP metabolic process. The record is from RefSeq and is a predicted model, not a curated record. Gene Ontology annotation, cellular component: proton-transporting V-type ATPase, V1 domain. Gene Ontology annotation, molecular function: ATP binding; proton-transporting ATPase activity, rotational mechanism.